GCGGUGGAGGAGGCGGGGGAAAAUGGCGGACGGCAGAGCUGAGGGGGAGAAGGCGAAGCGGCCGCAGCCCGCAGGAGGACCUGAAGAAGAGGCAGAAAAACCUGUGAAAACUAAGACUGUUUCUUCCAGUAAUGGAGGAGAAAGUUCGAGUCGCAGCGCAGAGAAACGGGCAGCUAAUGAAGAAGCUGAAGACUUCACCACAAAGCCUGCUCCUGCCAAAAUGUCCAAGUUUGGAUUUUCCAUAGGCAGUCAGACUACAAAGAAGGCAUCUGCAAUAUCCAUCAAACUGGGAGCAAAUAAGCCUAAAGAGCCUGUUCCAACCCUGGCUCCAAAAACCCUUUCUGUAGCCGCAGCUUUCAACGAAGAUGAAGAUAGUGAACCAGAGGAAAUGCCCCCUGAAGCCAAGAUGCGCAUGAAGAACAUCGGAAGGGAUACACCAACCUCAGCAGGACCAAAUUCGUUCAAUAAAGGAAAGCAUGGAUUUUCUGACAACCAGAAGCUAUGGGAACGAAAUAUAAAAUCUCAUCUUGGAAAUGUCCAUGACCAAGAAAAUAACUAAAUGAUGUGGAUUACAAGUUGGGUGUUUUGGGGGGAGGGUGUAACAUUAAAGGAACAGUUUCCUUUUUUAAGAAUGGUAUGAGACUAUCUUUGGAGCCACUUUUUUAAGACUUUGAGUGGUACACUAAUAAAUGAGUUUGAAAUUAGAGGUAAUUUAUGUUUUGUAUACAGAUUUCAAGGUAUUUGCUAAUUUUGUAGUUCAUGUGAUUAGUUUCAAAAGGUUACAGAUAAUAAAGAAAUUGGAGUGGUACCUUUUUAAGAUAAUUUUUUUUUGUCAGUGAUUAAAUAAGGUGGAUGAAAAAGGUUACUGUCUCUUUAAUCAGUUUAAAAUUGAAUGCUCUUGCAUUCUCAUUUCUGGCUCCCUCUUCAUAACAGGAGAAGCAGUUGACUCCUAGGAAUUCUGCUAAAGAGAGUGAGCAUUGUCUUGUGCUAGAAGUGUUACUGGACUAUUAAUUUGAAUAUAAUCUUACACAGGAAAUAAUAAGAACCUGGAUUUCUUUUUCUCCCUGCAGUCGCCUUCUGUUAAGUCUCUGCAAACUAGGAAUUACGUUGCUCUGAGUGGCUCUGGUAACUUAGCUGAUUUUGUUUAAAACUUCAUGUAGGAUGUGUAACCUUCAGUGGCCUGUUCUGUCCUAAGGAAAUGGGCCUUGUCUGUAUAUUAGACACAGUCUGUAAAGAAUAUUCACUACAAAGGUAAAUCAGUAUUUUCAGUGUGCUCCUUUUAAAUCAUUAGCCUUAAGUAGUGCUUGUUAGCAUUUCCUAGUGGUACACAAAAGCCACCACCAAAAAUACAAGCUAAUGUACUUUAAGCUUCACCUUUGGUUGAAAUAUUUUUUCUUUACUAUGCCUAGAAGGAAUAAAAGCCACACCAAAAAUCGGUAACUCACUGCUUAAGUAUGAAAAAUCUAAGAUGCACUUUCCCUGUCUUGCCAUUUAAGACAAAAUGCCUUGAUGCCUAUGACCUCAGUGGACAGUAUCAGGUCAAAAGAUGCUAUAUCUGCAGUCCUAAUGUUUCUAACAAGUGUUGACUUCAGAAAUAAAACUUGACCUUUUUCUGCCUGUCUUCCUUUUGCAGUGAUUUUCAGCAGUGACAUGAAUCUGGUCAGUUUAUUUCUUAGCUUCCAUAAUGCCGGAGAGUGCUGAAGGAUUUCAGUACUAGUAAUAACUGUCUAAAUUUAAGUCUAAUUUAGAUUGUGUAUUUGUAAAUCAUUUCACUUACAGAAAUGGUUACACAGAACAUUAUCAACAGCAACACCACCACCUCCCCUACCCUAAACAAACAAGAUUCUUUUUAAACUCAAAUACCUGGUAGUGUCAGCCACUAAAUUAAUUUCAGCUGGAAAAUGGUUUUAGCAUUCAUAACAUUAAUUGCUUUCAUCCUGCCUCUCAAACUGUCUUCUUGCUAAAGUUGAACUUGCAAGUGCAGAAAGGAAAGUGCAUCUUGAAAUGUAUUUUUUUAUUAUUAUUUUAGGAAAGCUCUGACCACUUAGACUUUUGAGUUUGUAAGUUCUAAAAAUAUUUUUUUGUAUUUUUGUAUUGUAUGUGUAAUCUUUUUUCUUUUGAAGUCUGAUGCAGUUGAAUACCUGUAACUGUUUUCUUUUAAAAGCCUUGUUAUAAACUUAACAUAAAAAUGUAUACAUUAUUUUUCUUCCAUAGCGGAAAUAUUUGGUUUAUUUAAGAAAAAACACACUUUCAAAACUGAAUUUCAGGACCUCAAAACCAAUUUGGGCAUUACUUGAACUAGGCAAGACAAACUUCUCACUUAUUUUCAUCACAUGUAGUUAUGUUUGUCUAAAUAAAUCCUUUUAAGAUAGUG
Molecule: messenger RNA, 2374 nt
Organism: Sturnus vulgaris (Common starling)
Lineage: Eukaryota; Metazoa; Chordata; Aves; Passeriformes; Sturnidae
Gene: PCNP
Product: PEST proteolytic signal containing nuclear protein
Biological process (GO): protein ubiquitination; proteasome-mediated ubiquitin-dependent protein catabolic process
Cellular component (GO): nucleus
Source: RefSeq, a predicted model, not a curated record